Molecule: messenger RNA, 2736 nt
Organism: Brachypodium distachyon (stiff brome)
Lineage: Eukaryota; Viridiplantae; Streptophyta; Magnoliopsida; Poales; Poaceae
Product: putative pentatricopeptide repeat-containing protein At3g25970
Exons: 3
Coding region: 80-2149 (689 amino acids)
Biological process (GO): RNA modification
Molecular function (GO): protein binding; RNA binding
Source: RefSeq, a predicted model, not a curated record
GGCCGCAGGCGCAGUUCUCCAACUAGCACCUCUGCUGCUGACUUCCGCAAAUGCCCACGCGCCUCUUCCACCGCCGCGCAUGCGCCGCCGCCUCACCAUCGCCGCCGCCAAAUCCCACGCCACCCUACUCAAGUCCUGUAUCAUAUCCCCCACGCGCUGGAACCAACUCCUCACCGCCUACUCCCUCUCCCCACUCGGCCUCGCCGCCGCACGCCGUGUGUUCGACGAAAUACCCCGCCCGGACGCCGCGUCCUGGAACUCCCUCCUCACCGCGCAUGUCUCUGCCGGCGCGCAUCCCGCCGCAUGGUGCCUCCUCCGAGCCAUGCACGCGCAGGGCGUCGCUGCUAACACCUUCGCCCUCGGCUCCUCUCUCCGCUCCGCAGCCGCCGCGCGCUGCCCUGCUCUUGGCGCCCAGCUGCAGUCGCUCGCUUUCAAGAGCGGCCUUGCUGAUAACGUCUUCGCCGCAAGUGCGUUGCUUCAUAUGUAUGCUAAAUGCGGCCGCGUGAGGGACGCUCGUCGAGUGUUCGAUGGAAUGCCGGAGCGGAACACCGUCUCUUGGAAUGCUCUCAUUGCUGGUUAUGUGGAGUCUGGGAAGGUGUUGCAAGCACUGGAGUUAUUUAUUAACAUGGAGACAGAGAGGUUGGUUCCAGAUGAGGCUACAUUCGCCGCAUUACUCACAGCAUUCGAUGACUCGAAUUAUUUCUUGAUGCACCAGUUGCAUGGGAAGAUUGUGAAAUAUGGAUCUGCGUUGGGUUUAACAGUGUCAAAUGCAGCAAUCACUGCAUACUCGCAAUGUGGGGCCCUUGCAGAGAGUAGAAGGAUCUUUGAUCAAAUUGGGGACAGUAGGGAUUUAAUCUCAUGGAAUGCGAUGCUUGGAGCUUACACUUACCAUGGGAUGGAUUAUGAUGCCAUGGGAUUCUUUGUUAGGAUGAUACGAGAGAGUGGAGUUCAGCUUGACAUGUAUAGUUUCACAAGUAUAAUAAGUACGUGCCCUGAGCAUGAUGAUCACCAAGGGAGAGCCAUUCAUGGCUUGGUGAUCAAGAAUGGUUUGGAAGGAGCCACUCCUGUUUGCAAUGCUCUGAUUGCCAUGUACACUAGGAUCAGUGGGAACUGUAUGAUGGAAGAUGCCUGCAAGUGCUUUGAUUCUUUGCUGAUUAAGGACACAGUUUCCUGGAAUUCUAUGUUAACUGGGUACUCACAGCACAAUUUGAGUGCUGAUGCUUUGAGAUUCUUCAGAUGUAUGCAGUCAGCAAAUAUUAGAUGCGAUGAGUAUGCAUUCUCUGCUGCUCUGCGUUCCUGCUCAGAACUUGCUGUUCUUCAGCUUGGAAGACAAAUACACGGUUCAAUCAUCCAUUCUGGUUUUGCUUCGAAUAAUUUUGUUUCCAGCUCGCUGAUAUUUAUGUAUUCCAAGAGUGGUAUUCUUGAUGAUGCAAAGAAAUCUUUUGAGGAGGCAGAUAAGGGUAGCUCUGUGCCCUGGAACUCUAUGAUCUUUGGUUAUGCGCAACAUGGACAUGCACAUAUUGUGCACAGCCUCUUCAAUGAGAUGGUGGAACUUAAGGUCCCUUUGGAUCAUGUUACCUUUGUGGGCCUAAUUACUUCCUGCAGUCAUGCUGGUCUUGUGGACGAAGGUUCAGAAAUUCUCAAUGCAAUGGAAACUAGGUACGGGAUUCCUCUACGGAUGGAGCAUUAUGCAUGCGGUGUUGAUCUGUAUGGGAGGGCUGGGCAGCUUGAGAAAGCAAAAGAGCUUAUUGACUCUAUGCCAUUUGAACCUGAUGCCAUGGUGUGGAUGACCCUAUUAGGUGCUUGCAGAAUCCAUGGGAAUAUGGAACUUGCAAGUGAGGUGGCUAGCCAUCUUUUGGUGUCAGAACCUAAACAACAUUCCACAUAUAUUCUCCUCUCCAGCAUGUAUUCUGGUCUUGGGAUGUGGAGUGACAGAGCAAUUGUGCAGAGAGAAAUGAAGAAUAGAGGAUUAAGCAAAGUCCCUGGUUGGAGCUGGAUCGAGGUGAAGAACGAGGUGCACUCUUUCAAUGCAGAGGAUAGGUCACACCCGAGGAUGGACGAAAUAUAUGAGAUGUUGAGUUUGCUGCUUCAAGUGGCAAAGAUGUGCUCCUCUUGUGAAGAUGAAGAGACUGACGGCAAUUUCCUGUGACACAUGACACGUAAUUUAUUUCAGCAUGUCUAAUCACUUACCCUCCUCACUGUCAGUUAAUUACCAACCCAGAUAUGCUGCACGAGUCUGUCUUGCCAUGUCACGCUCAAUUCCAAAGGAUUUUGUCAAAUCUCAGGUAUAUUGUCAUUGAUGAAGCACAUUCAUACAAAGGAGCAUUUGGCUGCCAUACUGCACUUAUACUUAGAAGAUUGAAGCGUAUUUGUUCGAACACGAGACUUUGGAGGGUUUCACCUGUUGAGGCGUUCGAACUCUGCCAUGAUAUCUCCCUUGCCCACGAAAAAAAGGUUUUAACGAUGUGAUCUUCGCCUCCAACUGCCUGUCUUUUUUUUGGUGCAGCGUCUCCAAUCCUCAGCCCAGGACAGGUUGUUGGUCGGUUCGGUCUUGGCAGACAUCAGGCUAUCCGCCUAUGGAGGUUGCUCAUUCAUUCAUUCUUCCUUUUUUUGCGAUCAAAGAUGUUUGUCCUUCCUUUAAUGAAGGGGCACACAAUUCUCUCUUUGUGAUCUGACGUAGGUCCGGUUUAUUCUCUGGCUCGUUAUUAUGAUCUGCCUAGCUCCGGUUUUGGUUUA